Messenger RNA from Mesitornis unicolor (brown roatelo), 1125 nucleotides. RefSeq names its product KIAA1147 ortholog (gene DENND11). Lineage: Eukaryota; Metazoa; Chordata; Aves; Mesitornithiformes; Mesitornithidae. The transcript has 9 exons. The record is from RefSeq and is a predicted model, not a curated record. Gene Ontology annotation, cellular component: cytoplasm. Bases 1 to 1125 code for a protein of 374 amino acids.
AUGGAUGCUGAAUGUAAGGAGCAUGGCAACAUGGUGGAGUGGUGUUUGCCCCAAGAUAUUGAUUUAGAAGGUGUGGAAUUCAAAUCCAUGGCGAGCGGGUCUCACAAAAUCCAGUCAGACUUCAUCUAUUUCCGGAAAGGGCUCUGUUUUGGCCUGGCCUGCUUUGCCAACAUGCCUGUGGAGAGCGAGCUGGAGCGUGGUGCCCGCAUGAAGUCCGUGGGGAUUCUCUGCCCUUCCUACACCCUGCUGUAUAGGUACAUGCACUUCCUGGAGAACCAGGUCAGACACCAGCUGGAGAUGCCAGGGCACUACUCCCAUCUAGAGGCAUUUUAUGAUGACAAGAAAGGAGUUCUCCCGGAUAGCAAGGGCACCCCUACCUCUCAGCAACCUGUCCACUGGCUGCCGUCCAUCCACAGAUACAUGUACCCAGAGAUGAAGAUCACACACCCUGCUGGCUGCAUGUCUCAGUUCAUCAAAUUCUUCGGUGAGCAGAUCCUCGUCCUCUGGAAGUUUGCCCUGCUGCGCAAGCGCAUAUUGAUAUUUUCACCGCCCCCAGUUGGAGUUGUCUGCUACAGAGUGUAUUGCUGCUGUUGCCUUGCCAAUGUUUCUCUGCCUGGUCUUGGAGGAACUGUCCCAGAGUCCAAACCGUUCUUCUACGUGAAUGUGGCAGACAUAGAAAUGCUGGAGACAGAAGUAUCAUAUGUGGCCUGUACAACAGAAAAGAUCUUUGAGGAGAAACGCGAUCUCUAUGAUGUCUAUGUGGACAACCAGAAUGUGAAGACGCAUCACGAGCAUCUGCAGCCGCUCCUGAAAAUCAACAAUGCUGACAAGGAGAAGUACCGACGGCUCAAUGACCAGAGGCAGAUGUUAAUGUAUUCUCAAGAAGUAGGUGAGGAUUGUAGCUCCUGUGAAGAGGACCUUUUCAUCUUGUUUUUCAUGGAGCAGAACAACCGCAUAUUUCAGACACUGAUGGAGGUGUCGGCCAGCCAGGACAAGACGCUGACAGCUGACCAUGCACGGGGCAUGGGCCUGGAUCCCCAGGGGGAUCGCAGUUUCCUUAUGGACCUGCUGGAGGUGUAUGGCAUUGACGUGAUGCUGGUCAUUGACAACCCCUGCUGCACUUAA